Messenger RNA from Rotaria sp. Silwood2, 2535 nucleotides. NCBI's taxonomy places the organism in Eukaryota, Metazoa, Rotifera, Eurotatoria, Philodinida, Philodinidae. The record is from the annotation of a GenBank genome assembly.
AUGGUUGGUGUUGGUAGUUUCAACAAAGAUGGACGCUUAGAAACUUUGGUCGCAUAUGAUGGCAUCGAUCAUGUCGAUGUACUUGUUACGCACAACAUUGGAUCUUUCAAUCAUCAAAUGAAAUAUUCAACUGGCAAUUGGCCAAAAUCUGUAGCCGUUGGCGACUUUAAUAACGACACCCUUCUGGACAUCGUCGUCGCUAAUAAUUAUGACAACACUGUAAGUAUCCUUCUCGGAUAUGGAAAUGGCUCUUUUGCAGAUUAUACGAUGUAUUCAACUGGCAAUUUGCCAUUGUCUGUAGCUGUUGGUGAUUUCAAUAACGACACUCUUCUGGACAUCGUCGUCGCUAAUACUUAUGACAACACUGUAAGUAUCCUUCUCGGAUAUGGAAAUGGCUCUUUUGCAGAUUAUACGAUCUAUUCAACUGGCAAUUUGCCAUUGUCUAUAGCUGUUGGGGAUUUCAAUAACGACACCCUUCUGGACAUCGUCGUCGCUAAUUUUGGUGACAACACUGUAAGCAUCCUUCUCGGAUAUGGUAAUGGUUCUUUUGCGAAUCAAACGAAAUAUUCAACUGGCUCUCAACCAUAUUCUGUAGCUGUUGGGGAUUUUAAUAAUGACACCCUUCUGGACAUCGUCGUCGCUAAUAGUGCUGGCAACACUAUAAGUAUCCUUCUCGGAUAUGGAAAUGGCUCUUUUGCAAAUUAUACGAUCUAUUCAACUGGCUCUACCCCAAUAUCUGUAGCCGUUGGCGACUUUAAUAACGACACCCUUCUGGACAUCGUCGUUGCUAAUUAUGGUGACAACACUGUAAGUAUCCUUCUCGGAUAUGGUAAUGGUUCUUUUGCGAAUCAAACGAAAUAUUCUACUGGCUCUGUACCAAAUUUCGUAGCUGUUGAUGAUUUCAAUAACGACAACCAACUGGAUAUCGUCGUCACUAAUUGGAAUGACAACACUAUAAGUGUGCUUCUCGGAUAUGGAAAUGGCCUCUUUGUAAAUCAAACGACCUAUUCAAGUGGUUUGAGUCCUAAAUCUGUAGCUGUUGGUGAUUUUAAUGAUGAUACCAGACUGGAUAUUGUCGUCGCUAAUACUAAUGAAAGAAGUGUUACUGUAUAUCUCGGAUAUCCCAAUGAAGGUUUUGUAAGACAAAUGAGGCUCAUAACUGGUAAUGGAUCUCAGCCUAAGUCAUUCGCUAUAGGAGAUUUUAACAAUGAUGGUCAUAUAGAUGUUGUAGUUGCAAAUUCAGGCACUAACAAUGUCGGUAUUUUUUUGAAAUAUGACAAUGGUUCUUUCUCAAGUCAAAUAGUAUAUUCGACUGAUUCAUCUCCAUGGUCUGUUGCUGUUGGUGAUUUCAACAACGAUGCCAUGCUUGAUAUCGUCGUUGCAAAUCAUGACAAUGACAGUGUCGGCGUAUUUCUUGGUUGGGGUAAUGGUUCUUUUUCAAGUCAAAAAAUGUUUACAACCGGUUUUAAAUCUCAACCGAACGCGGUUGCUGUUGGGGAUCUCAACAAUGACACCUUGCUAGACAUUAUUGUCUCCAAUUACGGCACAAACAAUGUAGGUGUGUUACUUGGAUAUGGUAAUGGGUCUUUUGCAGGUGUAAAGAUUUUUUCGAUUGGUUAUGGAUCGCUUCCGUUCUCGGUUUCUAUUGGGGAUUUGAACAACGACGGCAAACCCAUUACUGAAACAACAUCUGAAAAUAUCGAACAAAUCCGCCUUCUUAUCAAUGAUGAUCCUUAUCUCACAAUAGAACAGUUAGAAGAUCAAACUGAUUUAAGCCAUGGUACAAUUCAUCGAAUCAUCACUGAUUAUUUGAAUCUAAGAAAGAUCACCGCACGAUACGUACUCAAAGAUCUAACCGAUUUUCAACGGACUGAACGAGUUCGAAUAUGUAAAGAAAACUUAGCAAAAUUUCAACAAGGUACAUGGCGAUUAUGUGACAUAAUAACUGGUGACGAAUCGUGGUUUUUCCAUAAACAAAUCGGUCGAAAGUCAUCAAAUGUAGCGUGGGUGAAAAGAGGAGAUCCUUCACCUACUGUAACUCGACAAAAUAAGUAUGCUCCAAGGACCUUAUUUUCCAUCUUGUUCAAGUCAAAUGGUCCUAUUUUCAUUCAUCGUUUGGAACGUGGAGAAACUAUAGAUCAUCAGUAUUAUAUCAACAAUUGUUUACGUCCCCUCGUCGAUCAACGUAAACGCCAAAGACCUUCAUACGGAACACGUGGUAUUAAAAUUCAUCAUGAUAAUGGAAAACCACAUAUUCAUAAAGAUGUAUCCACUUAUCUUCAAUCAGAAGGUCUCACAGUGAUACCACAUUCAGCCAACUCUCCCGACUUAUCAACCUGCAAUUUUUGGUUGUUUGACUUAAUCAAAGAAAAUCUGAUCGAUUACAGUGAUUCACAAUCAUUAUAUGAUGCUGUGGACGAUUUCAUGUACUCUUCGAACAAAGAAGAAUAUAAAAAAACGUUCGAAAAAUGGAUUGAGAGAAUGCAGUUGUGCAUCGAUAACGAAGGUGACUAUUUCGAACAUUUGAUAAAAUAA